AUGGCCAACAAUGAAGCUGUUCGCUUAGCACUUGAGAAAGCAGCUCUACGUGCCCAGAGGCACGCAGAGCUGGAUGCAGCAAUUGCUGUGAUGGAACGACUGCUAAAUAUUGACCUACUUUCUCUGGAGUUGGAUGCAGACAAUCUGUCCAAGCCUGCAGCUGCUUCGAGUGUGAUGCCAAAGCCUGGUUCCGGAGGACAUUCGACAGCUGCGGGCAAUCCUGGCAAGUCAGAUGCCGUGUCCAGGACCUAUGAAUUCACCACGCCCCAGGACAAAAUUCGUAGGACCCAGUCUGGGCCAUCAGUUCAGCAGCAAUCUCAUGAGAAGACAAGCAUGCCAUCAAAUCACCGGAGACCAGUAGGAAGAGCAGGGAGAACCAAGAAACACAAAAAACAUGUGAAAAGACAGAUGAAGGCAGACGGUCAGAAGGAAGCUACUGGGAAGACUGCACCAAAUGCCCCAGCAGCACAGCCUGGCAAUUCCAACGUGCCCCAGACCGCAGAGACUGGUAAUCCCCCUGAUGGUGGUGCAACCACUGUGGCCAAACCCGCAGAGACUGCUUUGCCUGAAACUGGUGCACCCAAGAAUCCACGAAAGACUGCUGCCAAGUCAAUGGCAGUCCCAGUAAAGACUGAGGGUGAUGAUGGGGAAGAUACAGAAAGUGAUGCAGAUGAUGAAACCAAGGAGGAACCUGCAGAAACACCUGGCCCGCCAAGUGCAGUCAGGGAGAGGCAUGUUGCAACAGCCGCCACUGAGAACCUCAGACGACCAGCCACACAGCAGCAGCUGGCAGCAACACCCCAGCCUGCCCCAGAUGCCUCAAACCCAGAUCCCUCGCAAGCCAACCCGGCCAAUGCACCUGGCCCUGAAGUCACUCCCGAAACUAGUGGAGGUCGUAAGAAGAGACGAGAGAAAACAGCGCAAGAGAAAGCAAACCAUGCCCGAUAUGUGAAGUUCAGCCGCCACAUCAAGAAUCAUUCCCCUCUAGAGAUCCAAAAAGCCCACAAGAAGGCCAAGUAUUGUACCUUGGCCUUUCUAGGCAGCAGCAAAUUGCAAGUCCUUCUGGAGGAGUGGGUUGCUACCAAUGGCGAUUGGAAAAAAUCGAAACUUUACCAGAAUAUGAAGGUGAAGUCUUCUGAGCGACGCCAUGGGGCACGAGUUUGGCUUACAAAGCAUCAGUUGACGAUGAAGUAUGGAUCAGAACAGAUCGCGAACGAGAUCAUCAAGGCGAAGAGAGACGACCCGCAGAUCUUUGAAGAGCAGUCCAAACCACACCCAGACGCGCCGCAGUCUGAGGAGCUCAGACUGUGGCUCGUCUGGGACUCGGAAGGAAUCAGUGAAUUUGAAGAUCGGGCUUUGGAAGAAAUUUACCAAAGCAUUGAUGACAGUGACUCGGAAGAUGAAGAUUCAGAUGACAGACGCAAGUCAAAGAAGAAGCGGGGCAAGGACAAGAAGCGAAAGCGACAUUCCUCAAGCGAUGAAAAGUCUGCAAAGAAGAAAAAGAAGAAGUCAAAGGGAAAGAAGGCUGCAAAGAAAGAGACAAAGGAAAAGAAGGAAAACCGCUUGCAGAAGGAAAAGGAGAAACACGAAAAAGAUGAGUUGAGAGAAAAGGAGAAGAAAGAAAAAGAACAGAUUGGAAAGGCCAAGAAGGUGCUCAACAGGAUCAAUGACAGGGUGUCCCAUGCCUCGAAGAGGGCAAAGAUGGUUGAAGAGAUGUCGGGAACCUUGGAACAGAUGAUGCAGCCGGUGGCAUUGCGCAAGGCGAUUGAGAAUGAGUUGAAGACGCUUCGCAAGGACUUGAUCACACAGCGUGAUGAGCUCCAGUGUAAGAUCGACACACAGUGUGUUGAUGGGUUGCACACGCUGGUGGAAGAUGCUGAGCAGCUUGGCUCGACUGCUGGAAAACAGAUGCGCUCGCUCAAGGCCCACUUCACUGAUACAAAACAGGGGGUGUCCCACGACCUGACCAAGAAACUUGGUGGGAUGUCUGGCAAGAACAACUCCCGGGAUUGGUGGAGAACCCUGAAGAAAGGACCAGUGGCCCUGGGCACAAUGCCCCUGGGCAUAUACGGGGACAGUGCUCGUGUCAGCACAAAGUUUGGGAGCACCAACCUUGUCGGUGUGUACGGGGAGGCUCUACCAAGUCGCUUGCAGGCACUCGCAGGCAAAAAGUUCCUCUAUCCAUGCAAAUUGGUUGAGAUCAGAGGUGACUGGCAGUGGCAUAAGCGCAUUUGGCGCUUCUUCCAGUGCAGCUGGAACAGCCAUAAAAUGUGCUACAUGUGCCAAGCUAUGGCAGUGUCUGAUGACCCAGCAGAUCUGUACUGGAGGUAUGAGAACAACAACUGGGAGACACAGUUUUCCUUGGAAGAUUUCAUAGCUGAACGUAUGCCACCAACGGGGAUUUGUCCCUUGCUUGGGCUUCGCCAUUUCCAUCCCAGCAUGAUCCGUUGGUGCAUGAUGCACGUGAUUCAUCUGGGGAAUCUUCUACUUCGCUUUGGCGUCUUUGGCAACGAUGCAGUCUCAGUGAAUGUGAAGCUUGCCAGGGCAUACAACAGAUUUCGCAGAUGGACUGCCCAGAACAAGAUCGAAUGCUCUCAGCCUCCUUUCACUGAAAAGAUGAAGAAUAGUGACAUCUUGCUCACGGCGAAAGCCUACAAUGGACGGGUGAUUUUGCAAUGGCUUUGCGAAGAAGUGCAUGCGGCGAGCUUGCAAGAGGGUGCUGAAGCAUUUGAUCCGCGUUUCAAAUUGAUUUCUGCAGCAAUGAUGCAUAUGGCCAGAUUCCUUGGUGGAUUGGAGCGAGCUGGCCGCUAUCUGACUUUGGAUGAAUCCCUUACCAUUUUUGAAGAUGGCUACCGCUUUUUGAAGAUCUACAAGGGUCUCACAUUCAUGUCACUGAGGCUUGGUCUACAAGAACGGUUCUUACGUCCCAAAUGCCAUGCGAUGUGGCAUUUGCUGGUCUCCAUUCGAGACUGCAGAUCCAAUCCGCGACUGUACCACGGAUUCGUGGAUGAGGAUCUGGUCAUCGCAUCUGAAGAUCAAACA
Molecule: messenger RNA, 3042 nt
Organism: Cladocopium goreaui
Lineage: Eukaryota; Dinophyceae; Suessiales; Symbiodiniaceae
Source: the annotation of a GenBank genome assembly